ACUUCUGCCUCCCUCCGUUCCCCUUCCCAUGUCAUCAGAUGGCAGACUGCACCAGCACUGGCUACAAUUACACAUGUAAAUGUAAGCGUGGCUACAAAGGCAACGGAAUACAGUGCGAAGAUAUUAAUGAGUGUCUGGACCCCUCGGCCUGUCCCAGCGCCAAGUUUGAGUGUGUGAACAUGCCUGGAUCAGUGCGCUGCUCAUGCCGUUAUCAGAAGACCAGAGACUCUGACAGCUGUGGCAAGUGGCUUUAAGUUCAAAACUACUGUACACAGAUAACGGAUUGAAGAAAACAAGAUUUUGAAUCCUUCAAUCAGUUAAACCAAUUUCUACGUUACAUAAAUGACUGAUUUUGUUGAUUUUUUCUCUCUUUUCUUUUUAGGUGACUCUGCUAAUCCUACAGGAUGGAAUGUUUUUAACGUAUCCGUGAGCUGGGGAAAUCAGGCAUCUUCCUCGGGACUGAGUAAGCUGGAGGAGAUCCUGUCGAUGGGUUUCCAGAACAAGUUCUACAACGCCAGUGCUAUAGCUCCUGAUUCAUCCUCAGUGGGUGGGCAGAAUGAGUACAGGAUAAAUGUGUCCAGUGAUACGCCGCACUGGUAUGUCAUGGACUACCUGACCCGAGUCAGUCAGUACUACGGCAUCCGUUCAGCCUCUGUGGAAGACCUCAAUGAAUGCACAGCAAAAGAGGAUCCGUGUUCAAAAACAGCCCAAUGCGUCAACACCUACGGGGGAUACAGGUGUGUGUGCAACGGCACGGAUCUAAAGGAGGAUUCACAGCUGUGCAGUUUUGACUGGAACAACAUUAACCGGACAAACCUGAUGGGCGCUCAGACUGCGGAGGAUAAGAAGUCUUUAAUUUUGGGGCUGGUCCUGGGCAUUGGUAUCCCUCUCCUGCUGCUGCUGUUGCUGGCGGCGCUUGCCUGCUUCUGCUGCUGCUCACGAAAGAAAACCAUGUCUGGGGAUAUUCCUCAUCUGCUGCCCGAGUACAUUCAGGAGCAGUUCAACCCUCCGUUCAACUUUGACGACCCCUCUCUGCACUACAUCACCCACGUCAGCCCGCGUAUCCUUGAUAACCUCACUCCUCAACAGAAGCGUCGUGUACUGUAUCGAUAACGCAGGCCCUGUGUGGUUCGUGCAGCAUCAGUGCAGAUGUACAUUUGUGUUUAAAAAGAAAUCCCAGUAUGAUAUUAUUUAUAUUAAACAGAGACUGCUGACUUAUUCGCCAUGUGUGAAUAUGAAAAAACAUACAAGCAAUACAAGCAUGGAGCAAUCUGUGAGUAACAAGCUCUGUUGAAUUAUUAACUCUUGUGAAGAUAAUAUUGUAUAUAUACACAGUGUUCUCAUCAAAUUAACACAGUUAUCAGCUGACAUGCAUUAGUUGCAUUUCUGUAGCACUGGCCUUGAAAAACAAAUCUACUGUUUGCAGAUGUUUAUGUAAGAGGAGAAAAAUCUGAACAUCAGUCGCAGGCAUUGCUGGAAAUAUGGUUAAAUUUAGGGAAAUUAGGCACAUUUUAGGACUACUCAAUAAUAUAAAAGGUCUGAAUGCAUUUUACUAACCCAAAUCGUGGUAAAAAUGUGUAUUAAUGUUAUAAAAUAAUGUGAAAUACCACAGAAAUGGUUCUGUAGUACAUUUUGCUCUUAUUUUGGAGGUGAAAUGUGGCAUUCUGCAUGGAGUGUUUAAUUCUGCUCAGAAUUUUCUAAACAAGUCACUAUUAAACACUUUGUCCUAAAAUACUUAGCAAGGAUUAUGAUAU
Puntigrus tetrazona (Sumatra barb) is the source of this 1754-nucleotide messenger RNA. RefSeq lists its product as uncharacterized. The record is from RefSeq and is a predicted model, not a curated record. The transcript is spliced from 7 exons. Bases 343 to 1113 code for a protein of 256 amino acids. NCBI's taxonomy places the organism in Eukaryota, Metazoa, Chordata, Actinopteri, Cypriniformes, Cyprinidae. Gene Ontology annotation, molecular function: calcium ion binding.